CUUGUCCAGUUCUUUUUCUCCUCUCAAUUUAUUAAAUCUGCAAUUCAGUCCCUUUCAAAGUGAAAGGUGCAGACCUGAAAUUUGUCCCUCUUUAAAUCGACUAGCUACUCAUUUCUAACAUACACAGAAAGCACUUGCUGUGCCACACCUUUACAUUUCACCACCCAAUUGGUGUAAAAAAUAUAUUUUCACAUUGUAUUUGAACUGUUUAUUUCCUUUCCUAUUGAUCUAGUCCCAUAGCUGGAGUCAGACGUCACCACUAUAACAUCUGGAUAGCUGAGGAUUAGAAAAUUAUUUUUGUGGACUAAGAGGUGAAAUGCAUCGGGAAGCUGUGAGAUUUGCAGCAAAAAUAUUUUCCUUAACAUAUACUCUUUUUCUCUCUCUUGAAUUUAAUAAGACAUCAAACAAUGCAGCUCGUCAUGCUACUGAGAAAGCACAAAGGUCAGAAGACGUCCUGAAAGAUUUUCCCAGCUCAGAAAAAAAAAGGAACAGUUACAGCUUUAUCUCUGACUGUUAUAAAGCACUGACAUUGGAGACUCCUUCCAGAACUCUCUAAUCUGUUUGUGGGACGUCCACCAUACUGUAUAAAUCCCUGUGUAAAUCGUUUCUAUAGAAACGAUUAUGAGUGCAGUGAUAUUAAACUUGCAGCCGGAGUUACUGUCCGAGCAGCUGCGAUAGAAAAUGAAUCUACACCUUCUGUCCAGUCAGAAUCAAGCCUUCAAGAGCGCUGUGGUUUAAGAAUUUAUAAAUUGUAUUAUGCACCAGAGUUGUAAUAGUAAAGGAAGUGUUGCUGGAAAUGUGCUCUGUGGUGAAUAAGUGUUUCAGUCACUGUAUUAAAACGGGUACAAUGGCCACGGUCAUGAAGAGAUUUCAGCCGUUGCACGUAUUACUGGGUAUUUUUAAGCUAAUUUGAUUUUCAAAUCUGACCCAGGUGAAGUCGGCAUGAACUUGUUUACAUAGCAUGUUACGCUGCGAUGCUAGCCUGAAGAGUCAGAUAAAAGGGACACAAUCUGCUCAUAUCAGAGUGCUUUAUUUAUCCAGAGUCUUGCGCAUCCAUCACACUUAGGUGUUCCGUGGACACAAACAUUAAGUCCAGGUUAAUACACAGAUGCCAUUCAGGACCGCAUCAAAAAGCCAAUUGAUUUGUUUCCUUCUCCUUCCAUUACCUCUUAACUCCAUUUCCGCUUUAGAACGAAAUUCUCCUUUAGGCCAGGCUGCAGUCCGUAUUUUGUUUGUGUGUAUGUGUGUGUGUGUGUGUGUGUGUCAAUGUUUUGUUGUGUACGCAAAGACAGGUGCGGGUGAGGUUCCUGCUCCUUGUCUGAAAGAUAUCAUUGUAAUAUUACACAACGCAAACUAUUUUCAGUUAAACAGGAACAGGUAGGAACAUAAAUACAUUGUUGGAUUGCUUACUGUUUAUAACGUGUGUGUGUGGGUGUGUGUGUGUGUGUAUUGGGUGGGUGCGGGGUCUGGGGUAGUCAGUGUUUUGGUGAGUGGGGGAAGGAACAGGAAUAUCUGACAGAUUUGAACUUGUGGGAACAUUUUGAUUGGUCCCUACUAAGCCAAGUAAGGUUUCUUAUAGUUGCUGAGGUUAAGGUUAGGGUUAGAUUUAGGGAUUUCGGUGUAUAUCAGUAAUUAGCUGCCCUCUAAUUAUGUCAGCGGAAGGUCCUUACAAGGAUAGUAAGAGAAAUGUGCGCACUCAUAAUUGAGGAUCAGCACGUUGUUAGAGCGUGUGUGUGUUUUUGUGAACAGUGAGAACAUUAAACAUGGAUUUAAAUGCCCAUUAUAUGAUUGCUUCUCUCUCUCUCUCUCUCUCUCUCUCUCUCUAUCUCUGCCCAGCAUUUACGCUUAGCUUAGGCUUGCCAUCCCUCGAUGACUGGCAUGUUUACAUAGACAAAGUGCAUGGCAGUGACCCCACCCCCAUUGAGCCCUGAACCAAUAGACAUUCAGGGUGGAGAGCUAAUUUGCCUUCUUUGUGUGGAUCUGGUAAAGCAGAGAAGCCCGGAGCAGCUGCAUGCUCACAACUGCUGCUCUUUAAAGAGUCCUGAUUUCACUACUUCUCUCCCUGCUAGCUACUAGCCUGCUGAUUGCCUUCAUUCACACUCUGCAGUGAUCUUCAGCUGCGUGCCAGGAGACGGGGUUAAUCGUGUAAUCGCGUAAACCUCAGACGUAGGGCGCUAGUCACCAGUUGUUAUUGGUCUCGAUGCUCUCCACGUGCUCAUGAUGGCCGAUGAAGGCGUAGAAAAGAUGGGAAUAUAGCUACAGCUGUCUCGCGGGAAGCGCCAAAUCCAGCACGUGGGUAUCCUGUUUUCUUUCUAGUAGUAUGCGCAUAUUGUGAGUGGAUUUUAUUAGUUUUUUUUCUACCCUGUAUAUGACCCCGAAAGAGCGCGGCAAGACAAAUAUCAAAUAUGUUCUCAUCAAGGCUUUUUGAGGACAUCAGCAUAUGUACACAAAGUAUCCAUAUCUGAAUAAUACAAGAUGUUUCCUUCUAGAAAGUUGGACAGAAGGUUUUUUUUUUAUUUUUUUUUUAGUGGUUGUCCAUAGCAACAGCUCAGGAUUCAGGAUGUCUGGCAGUCGAGGUGUCUGCUGAGAUGUACAUUUUCAUCGCUGUGUACAAUUGCGAUGGCGUUACUGUCUCCACAUGGAACAUCAACACUGAGCUGAUGAGCCGAACCAAAAUCACUGAUUUUUACUCAGGUACCACGCGGGCACCUCGUGACGGCGAGCUUCCCGGGGUGGAUUACAACUUCCUGUCCGUGCAGGACUUCCUGGAGCUCGAGCAGUGCGGAACCCUUUUGGAAAUAGGAACGUACGAAGGUAACUAUUAUGGAACACCCAAGCCACCCAGCCAGCCUCGCUGUGGGACAGUGAUUACCCAGGAUGCUUUGCGACACAACCUUUCCGGCUCCUGGAAUUCCACGCCCAAGCGCACAAAGUCCUACAAUGAUAUACACCAUGCUCGAGUAGAGCCAGUUGAGCAGACAGAAGAUGCAGACUUCAGCACAGACAUGAAUAACGCUUUUACAGCACGUAGUCUCUUCCCCUCUCCACUGUUGUUCACAGGAGACUCCAGCCGGCAGGAAGUGCACGCCCCUCCCAGCGCGCUCAACAACGUGGCUGCGUCUCCCGCGGCGACCAUGGCCAGCUCCCAUCAUCCUCAGCUGCCCUUGGAGGAAGACCCGCUCGGGCCGUUGCCAGACAACUGGGAGAUGGCCUACACCGAGAACGGAGAGGUCUACUUCAUAGACCACAACACAAAGACAACCUCAUGGAUGGACCCUCGCUGUCAAGAUAAACAGCCAAAGCCUUUAGAAGAGUGUGACGACGAUGAAGAAGGUGUACACACUGAGGAGACAGAACUUGAUAGGAACUUGAUUGAACUUGCAGAAUUACCUCCAGGUUGGGAGAAGAUAGAUGACCCAGUGUAUGGUGUAUAUUAUGUAGAUCACAUAAACAGAAAGACGCAGUAUGAGAACCCGGUGUUGGAGGCUAGACGUAAAAAGCAGGUCGAUAUCCAGCAGCCACCAGAAGGUGAGCGCUACGUCAGAGAAUGGAUAGAGGAGCACUCGUCUGCUGGCGCUCCGAUCACCGCAUACAUUCCAAACCACUUGGAGACGUACCGAGAGCCUCCGAGUGGCCCACAGCUUCCGCCAGUACCAGGAUACAAACGAGGCAAGCCGUUCUUCACAAGAAACCCCGCAGAUCUCAAGGGCACAUUUAUAAGCACCAAGCUACUGAAAAGCAGGCGGGGUUUCGGCUUCACUGUGGUAGGAGGAGACGAGCCAGAUGAGUUCUUACAGAUCAAGAGUCUCAUAUUAGACGGACCAGCAGCCUUGGAUGGCAAGAUGGAGACAGGUGACGUCAUCGUCAGUGUCAAUGACACCGUCGUUCUGGGCUACACACAUGCUCAGGUAGUCAAGAUCUUCCAGUCCAUCCCUAUCGGCUCAGCUGUGCAGCUGGAACUGUGCCGUGGCUACCCGCUGCCCUUUGACCCUGAUGACCCUAACACCAGCCUGGUGACUUCAGUGGCCAUCCUUGACAAAGAGCCUAUCAUCGUCAACGGCCAGGAGGCCUUUGAUCCGCCACCCUUGGGCCCAUGUCAGUCAGGGAUGGGUACUGUGGGCACGGUGGGCAUGGAUCCACGCCCCUACAGCCCAACGGCAGAGGGCAUGAUGAUGCCAGAGAGCUACGGUAGUGACGUGGUAACCCUUGCAUCUUCAAUCGCCACGCAGCCUGAGCUCAUCACCGUGCACAUGGAGAAGGGCGACAAGGGCUUUGGCUUCACCAUUGCUGACUGUGGUGGCAUCGGUACUGCCAUUGGGGGCGGGCAGAAGGUCAAGCAAGUUGUAGACUACCCACGCUGUCGCGGACUGAAGGAGGGUGACAUUCUGGUGGAGGUGAACAAGAGGAACGUGCAGAACAUGAGCCACAACCAGGUGGUGGAGCUGCUCAGCAAGUGUCCUAAAGGCAGUGAGGUCACCAUGCUGGUACAGAGAGGGGUGGUCCAGGCCAAGAGGAGUCCUAAAGUGGUGCAGUUGGAGAGGAAGGACAGCCAGGGAAGCUCUCAGCACAGCGUGUGCAGCCACCGCAGCACCCACACAGAUUCACCGGCCCGCGCCGUACCUGCUGUGCCCCCUGUGCCCACUGAGACGCUGGCAGCUCCGCCCCCGGUGCCACCUCCUCCGACCCAGCCCCUGCCAAGCUUGCCCCCAUUGGAGCCACCCACCAAUGGCACCCUUCAGAAGAAACCCGAUCCUUUCAAGAUCUGGGCACAAUCCAGGAGCAUGUACGAGAGCCGAAUGCCGGAUUCUCAAGAACAAGACAUCUUUCUCUGGAGAAAAGACACAGGAUUCGGCUUCAGGAUCCUUGGCGGGAAUGAACCUGGAGAACCGAUCUACAUUGGCCACAUAGUGAAGUAUGGCGCGGCAGAUGAGGAUGGACGCCUGCGCUCUGGGGAUGAGCUGAUAUGUGUGGAUGGAACAGCCGUGGUGGGCAAAUCCCACCAGCUGGUGGUGCAGCUCAUGCAGCAGGCAGCCAAGCAGGGCCACGUCAAUCUCACAGUCCGCCGCAAAACAAGCUACGGAGUGUGCAAGGGUGAGGGAGACGUGCCUCCGUCCCCUGCCUCGUCUCACCACAGCAGCACUCAGGCACCAUCUCUGACUGAAGAGAAGCGCACGCCGCAGGGCAGCCAGAACUCCUUGAACACAGUCAGCUCGGGCUCAGGCUCCACCAGUGGCAUUGGCAGCGGUGGUGGAGGAGGAAGCGGCAGUGCUGUGGUGCCCGCCAUGGUGCCCGCAGUACCCACAGCCCUACAGCCGUACGACGUAGAGAUCCAGAGGGGCGAGAACGAGGGCUUCGGCUUUGUCAUUGUCUCAUCCGUGUCACGGCCUGAUGCCGGCACUACGUUUGCAGCUGGAAAUGCAUGUGUGGCCAUGCCCCAUAAAAUAGGGCGGAUCAUCGAGGCCAGUCCAGCGGAUCGCUGUGGGAAACUGAAAGUGGGCGAUCGCAUCCUCGCUGUCAACAGCUGCUCCAUAACCAACAAAUCCCACUCAGACAUCGUCAACCUGAUCAAAGAGGCUGGGAACACGGUUACACUGCGCAUCAUCCCAGGAGACGAAUCUUCAAAUGCCGCCCUGCUGACCAAUGCCGAGAAGAUUGCCACAAUCACCACCACACACACACCUCAAAGCAGCAGUGAGACCAGAAACAACAAAUCAAAACAGGCUCCGCCCCAACCUGGAACACAAAUGUCUCAUCAGGAAGCUGAGUAUUACUCUGUGGACCUGGAACGAGACAAUAAAGGCUUUGGCUUCAGCCUGAGAGGAGGGAAAGAGUAUAACAUGGACUUGUAUGUAUUGAGACUUGCAGAAGAUGGAGCUGCAGUGAGAAAUGGCAAGAUGAGGGUAGGAGAUGAGAUUUUGGAGAUUAAUGGAGAGAGCACUAAGAACAUGAAACAUUCCCGUGCCAUCGAGCUCAUCAAGAAUGGUGGUCGGCGAGCGAGAUUGGUCUUAAAGAGAGGUGAUGGCUCUGUGCCUGAAUAUGACGGGCCCAAUGACGGGUACCCUGCCCCACCCGGGCCACAAAAUAUUCCGGAAGUGAGAACGCUGCUGCCCAAUGCCCGCUUUCACCUCCCAUUGGAGAACAGCUACACAUCAGAACACCACACAAACCCCUGGUCCCAGGAGCAGUGGCAGAGAGGUAGAGGGCAUGAACGAGAGAAGGAUCUGGGUAGGGAGGAGUACAGAGGCAACACCCAUCACCCCAAACACCCUCAGAACCAUACCUGGAGCAACAAUCGUGCUAAUACCCGAGGUGUCCACUUGCCCUUGCAUUCCCCUUCACGUUCACCUGAAAACGACAAGAAGAACUCUGGCCGCAAAGUCAAGAAAUCUGAGUCAGAAAGCGGCAUCGCCAAGCUCUUCAAGACGCUGAGGAAAGAGAGUGGCUUUGGGAAGAAGCCCACGGACCGGGAGGCUCGAGGCCGCCAUCGCUCCCCAGAAAGAAGGAAAGGCACAAAAACACGCCGUGGCUCUUUGGAUCGCUCCCCAACACGUAAAAAUGGCUCUUCUCCAGACCGGCGUAGGGCAAAAUCCAUGGACCGAAGGGCAGAAUGCUCACAACGUGAUUAUUCUCCAGAACAAGGCUCUCAUGGUUCUAAUCACAUUUUAAACCGACAGAUCGGAACACCGGAAAGGCAUUUCCAGCCCCAGCAGAAAUGGCAGCCACAGACACCCAGCCGGAGCUACCAAGAAGAGGGCUACCUCACCUCCACUCCAGAGAGACCCAAUAACGGCCUAAAGAAUGGGCUUUCUUCCUGCGAGCGGGAGGAGAGGUAUUGGAGCAAUGGCACACCGCAGAGAUCCUACCGGAGAGAAUCAGACAGCAGCAGCAAUAGCAGUUACCUUGAAGAGGCGGCCGCUCCCAGGCUGAAGGAUUACUACAACGCCAUGAAAGCCAACACCACGAUCUCAAUUCCCCAGUCCAAGAGACGGCUUUACAAAGAGAACCAAGCCGAUCUCAGCAUCUGAGCACGGGAAACCCAUAAUCAUAAACACUCACCCAGCUGGAUAGCUGAUAAUAUCACACUGGUUUUAAAAAGCCUAAUGAGGUGACUGAUUGAUUGUUUGAAUGAAUGGUAAAAGGAGUGACUGAUUCUUCAAUUGGUUGAUUAAUAAAUUGAUUAAUUGAUUGCACAGUCGACUUAUUUUAUGUCUGCACAUUUUAUCCCAGGACAAGAAAAUUCUGCAGACCAGCCACAAACACAGCAACAGAACAAUCUUAUGUCUACUUUAUUCAUUUUGUUUGUUUGUUUGUUUUAUAUCUCUACAGUGUUGUGUUGAUCAGAGAGUGAGGUUUUGUGCAAAUAGGUGUCAGAUCAGUCAAGAGAGCACGUUUCCCCCCCUCUGUUGAACUUGCAUUUCAUUUUUGAAGUAAUUUUUUAAUUCAUAUUUUUUUAAUGCUAUGUGUCCUAUAUAUUCCUCAUAACUGCAAUUUUAGCAGACCAGAGCACAAGGGUGUUUGUACAUUUUAUGGAUGAAUACAUGUGUUUACGUAUGUGCGUGAUCAUCUCAAGUUAAGGCAAAAAUUUAUAUAUAUAUA
Molecule: messenger RNA, 7596 nt
Organism: Ictalurus furcatus (blue catfish)
Lineage: Eukaryota; Metazoa; Chordata; Actinopteri; Siluriformes; Ictaluridae
Product: membrane-associated guanylate kinase, WW and PDZ domain-containing protein 1-like
Exons: 22
Coding region: 2589-7025 (1478 amino acids)
Biological process (GO): signal transduction
Cellular component (GO): cytoplasm
Molecular function (GO): protein binding
Source: RefSeq, a predicted model, not a curated record